This is a messenger RNA of Hermetia illucens (black soldier fly), 2999 nucleotides long. RefSeq names its product hepatoma-derived growth factor-related protein 2-like. The transcript has 3 exons. The record is from RefSeq and is a predicted model, not a curated record. NCBI's taxonomy places the organism in Eukaryota, Metazoa, Arthropoda, Insecta, Diptera, Stratiomyidae. The coding region runs from base 595 to 1503 and encodes 302 amino acids.
AUAGUAUAAUAAUUAGAACGAGACGCACAAUUGCAGUUGACGAGGUGGCACUUUGAUUUGCCAACACAAACUUUUUUAAGAGACGGCUUCACUGAUUUCUGUGUCGAAUGCCGUCGCAUUGACAUAGAAACCACAUUUUCUAUUUCCUAAUUCAAGGGAUUGGAUCGCUGUAACUUGAUACGCGUUUUUAACUUUUGUUUUCGCCGCCGGGAAUGCUAGUGAUCCCACUUUAGUGUGCUGACGAAGUUUUUCGUAUUUUGUGGUAGAUUGCGUUCGCAUAUUAGGACCGAGUUGCGUGUCUGGAGCAAUUUUAAUCGCGUGGAAAACUUCUUUACUCUGAAUUAUAAUCACAGGAAUAGUGAAUAAGACGCGGUCGCCAAUAGUCCUGCUGGCUGGGGACACGUUACAAUUGGGUCUGCGUGGACAGUGUUCCGGAAAGUAGAAUGCGCUUUAGUUUCUAGUGCUGUUUAGGUUUAGGGCGCAGCAUUGGGAUUUCACUACGCGAACAUUAAGCGCAAAACUGCGUCAGUUAGGUGAUUUCCUGCAGAUUAUAAAACUGCGAAGUUCGUAAAUACUCAGGCGUUAAUUUUCAACAUGGACUCGUUAUUUAGUGAUCUGUUCGGUAGCGCACAACUCAGUGCAACCCUGGUCGUACCUGUCGUUGUGGUUAUACUCAGCGCCGUCUUAGUGUUCUUAUGCGGGGUACGGAAACCGAAAGAGCCACAGUUCCGCAAAAUCGCCGCUUCCGUGGAGAGUAGCUCGAAAAAGACAAGGAGAAAAGAAAAACAGCAGACCAGCUCCACAAAGUCGAGCUCGUUGAAUGGCAAUUUAAAGUCCUCAGCGUCUACCGCAGUGGACAAAAAAACCACCUCUGCAGCUCCCAAGAAGGAAAAUCAACAACCGCAAGUGACUCCCAAGCGCAAGGAGCCUUCUGUCCCGAAAAAACCAGCAGCGCAUCCCGUUGCCAAGAAGGAGAAAACACCGAAACCCGAGAAGGUGCGCAAACCUGCCGAUUUUGACGACAGUGGCUGGACCACGGUGCAGUCGCGUACUGAUAAGAAAAAGAAGCAGGAGGACUUGCUACUAUCGCAAGUCCUUGAUUCCGCUCUAUCCCAAUCUAAGAAAUCGACCGGCAGUAAAGCCGACGCCAAGACGACCAAGAAUGUCAAACAACUCAAAGACCAGGUAAAUAAGUCCAAGAAGGAAGCCGCCGAAAUCAAUAGAAAAAACAAGAAAAAUGCCGCCGAUAACAUUCAUAAUGAGCAAGUUAACAACAAAGUUGUUGAUACCAUUGAACAUUUGGUAAAUGAAUUGAAGAAGAAUGAUAGCAACGAGAUAAUUGUGCGUAAAGAGCACAUCGAUCAAGCUGCCGAUAUCGCUGUUGAGAAAUCGGACGACAGCAAACCCGUUUCAGGCGGUGGAGUUAUAUUUGAUGAAAUGGCAGACACUUGGACUGAGGCCAAAACUCCCAAGAAAGGAAAGAAGAAAGCUCGUAAAGAGUAAAAACCAUAGUAAAUCCAUGAAUAUGCUAGCUUGUAUGUUUACUAUGAAAAAAACUGAAGCAAAUAAAACAAUCUGUAAGUAAAUCACCUUUUAUAGACGGAAGAAAGAACUCGUAAGGGGGAUGUCUGCGAUGCAGUCUUCAAUAUACAAGCCCCAAUUUGGGCGCGCUACUACUUGUGUCUUCCAGAAGUCAAGAAAAAAUAAUUUUCAAAGUGAAAGUUAGAAAAAAAAAGAAACAAAUAGAAAAUGGUUAUGCAAUCAAUGGAGUGUGAGCGCAAAAUGUGUCAAGAAAAGAAUUGAAAUCAACAACCGAUCUUUUAUACAUAAAUGUAGCACUGCACACGAAAUAUUUAACUUUUUUUUGGGUAAGCUAAAGCGGCAGACAAAACGUAAAACUGGAUAAGAAAACGAUAUAAGAAAAAAAAUAUUAAGUAAGAAAAACAAGACAUGUCGGUGCUUUUCGAUUAUUUCGUAAUAAUUUGAUAAAGAAAAUCGUGUGAAUUUGAAUUUAGUCGUAAGGAACUAUUUACUAUGUUUUAAGCAUUUAGUUGAUUAUCAGAAGCCGCAGGAAAAUUGGAAAAGGUUUAGGAAGGGGAACAAUGAUACAGAGGAAAAUCUAUCUAAAUACAACAGGAAAUGAGUUAAGGAAAAUAUAUCAACUGAAGAGGAAGAGUUAUCAUUGCUUCCUUCUCUGAAAUGCUAAAGUAAAUGUACAUUUGUCUCGUUAUUCCUUUAGUUAGAAACAAUUUGAGAAGUAAUUUCCUAGUUUGCUUCGUUUUUAGAAACAAUGUAUUUUGUGUUUAUUUUAUUUUUGACAUUGCGUCUUUAGAAUCAUUAUUUUGAAUUUCAAAAUUAAUUAAUCAAGAUAUAUAUGUAGACAGUGGCGAACAUAAAAAUGUUCUAAUAUUGCUCUGUAAUUCCUCCAACGAAAGCGUUUUUUUUUUUUUUUUUGUAAGGAAAUUAGUAGAAAUAUAUAAUUACUGUUGAAAACAUGUAAAAAACGUGUUUAAAUGGCAUCAGUACAAAAAAAAAUGUCCAAAUUUUAUUUAUUGUACCGUCCGACUUCCGCUUCAUUGUGUAAUUCGUCAAGACAUUUGGGUUUCCACUUCAUUACUUGUUUUUCUAUCAUAUACAAAAGGAUCUCAAUAAGGGUACAUAUGAGGGCUUUUUUCAAGCUCGUUUAGGGUAGAAAUGCCGUUUCCUAAUAAUCCUCUACCUAUUAAAUGCAAAAUUGAGUUUUGAUAACUUGAUAAAGUAUGAAGUAAAAAUUAGAAGUACACUGACCAGUUUGGAGCGGUGACACGACCAGGAAUCAUGUCCGAAAAUGGGUCAUUUUCUGGGAAAUAGGACCCUACUCUUGAUCAAAUCAUGUUUUUCAAAGCAUUCCGGCUUACCGAUGGUCCUGUCAGUGGCAACUGUUUAACAACAUGGUAGGUAAAGCACUCACAAACUAUUCAGCUGCCUCCCUCCCUAAGGGUUCUUGUAACGCAAUUCUA